Molecule: messenger RNA, 664 nt
Organism: Paramecium primaurelia
Lineage: Eukaryota; Ciliophora; Oligohymenophorea; Peniculida; Parameciidae
Source: the annotation of a GenBank genome assembly
CCUGAUUCUACUAUGUUCAGAUUGAAAAAUACUGGAACAAUGGGAUCAAACCAACUCCCAGAAGGUAAUAUAUUAUAAUCAUGAAAUAGUUAAACAAUAUAAAUAUCCUCCUUCAGUCAGACCUCCUGUACCCAAAAAGGAUGAAAAGCCUAUUCAUGGACUUAAAUCAAAUAAAAAUUUCAUAGUGACAAAUGCAGUAGAAAAUAUUCUAAGUGCACCAAAAUAAAUAGUAGAUGAAAAACCAUGGACUGAAAAAAAGGACUAUGGUAAGGUACCUGACUAUCUUACAAAAAUAUAAUAAAGCAUUUCAAGUGAAUAUGAAAUUAUUAGAAAUAUGCAUAUAAGUGAAGCUGAAGAAAUGGAUAAAUAAAAAUAUUUGAUGACAUAAGAAGAAGUUGAAUAAUUAAAAAAGGGAUUAAAAAAGAAAUGGGAAUCUGUUAAUAAAGAAUACUAAUCAAUUACACAUAUUCGAAUGAUUGAUACUGUUGGAUUAAAGAGAAAGUAAUAAUAAAUCCAUAUUAUUUUUAUAGAAAAGAGUAAUGUGAGAAGGAAUUGGCUUAAUUGGAGAAAGAUAUUGAAAAAUUAAAUAAAAAUUAUGUCUUUGUUGACACAUAAAAAUGAUGAUCAUUCCAAAAAUAUAUAUAUAUAUAAAAUCAUAUUAAAC